Striga hermonthica is the source of this 393-nucleotide messenger RNA. The record is from the annotation of a GenBank genome assembly. NCBI's taxonomy places the organism in Eukaryota, Viridiplantae, Streptophyta, Magnoliopsida, Lamiales, Orobanchaceae.
AUGGACAAGGCACUUCAGGUCCUUGACAACAUGAAGAAAAAUAAUCUAGCAGCGGACGUUUGCACUUAUGGAGCUUUGAUAAAUGGGUGGUGUAGCCAAGGAAAAAUGAGGGAGGCAUCGAAAUUAUUUAAAAUGAUGGCGGACAAAGGAGUCGAGCCGAAUGAUGUGAUAUACAAUACAAUGAUUUACGGGUACUGCAGAGAAAGCAGCUCGUAUAAGGCGCUGAAGCUGCUAUGUGAAAUGGAUGAAAAGGGGAUGAGGCCUAAUGCAGCGAGUUAUAACAUGACGAUUCAAGUGCUUUUGGGUGAUGGAAAAUGUGAAGAGGCUAAUAAUCUUCUUGCAGGCAUGAUAAAGUCUGGGAUAAGACCUUCUAAUAAUCUUUCAGUAGGGUGA